Molecule: messenger RNA, 1068 nt
Organism: Mycena indigotica
Lineage: Eukaryota; Fungi; Basidiomycota; Agaricomycetes; Agaricales; Mycenaceae
Exons: 3
Coding region: 1-1068 (355 amino acids)
Source: RefSeq, a predicted model, not a curated record
AUGCACGCCGUUCCCCGUGUCCCCCAAAUUUCAGUCUCACUUGCUAUCGAAGAGCCUAUGGCCCCCGAGCCAUACUCGCCAUUUUCAUGGACAUCAUCGAGUCCUGUCGAAGACGAUGGCUUCCGACCGAGCCACCUAUCCCCUCCGCCGAGCUCUACGAGCCCGAGAUUUAUUCGUCAACGAUCGCCACUCAACCCCUCUCAAGUUCCUUCGGGCCAGGGUAUAGAGCGCGAACGUUUUGAAGCUUUACUUCAGGCUUCCAAGGAGCGAAAUGCAGUUGGUAGCAAGAAGGGAAACGAUCUCCGCAAGGAGAUCGCCCUCAAAGCCCAUAGCAAGAAACAAGUCGAGCGUCGAGCGUUGUUUCUGUCAAAGGUUUUGGCCCCGCCUUCGCCCACUAGUACACUCCUACCCAAGACUCCCCCGGAAUCUCCUGCCAUUUUCAAUUAUACACUUCCUUCUCCCGGCCUGGUUUCGCCCCUUGCUUUAUUUGAAUCCUUGAACGAGAACCCCGCGUUUGGCCCCUUGGGUUAUCGAGAGCCAUGGGUCGAACAAGUCGAUUUCCGCCUCCCCAAGAAAGCCCCAUCAGUCAUCCCGACUACCCACGCCCGCCAAGCAAAGCCCAUUCCGUCCCUUGACCAGAUUACCGCCAGACUUUCUUCCAAGGGCCACGUUCGCACUCCCAGUGCCGAGAGAAAACGACUCGCUGCUUUCAUUGCCCAGGCGAAUGUUGGCCGUCUUCAAAUGCCUAUUCGAGCUCCUUCACCGGAUAUGCCCCCUCGUUCGCCUUGCUAUCCGUUGUCGCCCAAACUCCAGAUUACGACUCUGGUCGUUCCUCGCACUUCGUCUUCUUCGCCCACUGCACUCUCCGAGUCCAAUCUUCUUGCCUUGAACUCACGUGAGCAGCGCGCCAAGAACAUGUUGUCGACUAUCAGGAAACGAACAGAACAUGGUCUCCCCAGCCUCGACCUCGACCGCAAAUGGAAGCGUCGCAGUGCUCCCGCUGAGCUUAGCCCCCGCGCUCGCUCCGGUUUUGAGCAUCCAGUGCUUGCCAUGGUUGGUGGCUUCUAG